AUGAGUCAUGCUCUUGCUAAUUCGGGAGCUAGUGUGAACUUAAUGCCCUAUUCUUUCUAUAAGAAGUUGAAUCUCCCGAAGUUGAGACCAAUACGCACGACCAUUCAUCUAUCCAAUAAUACGGUGACAUUCCUAAGAGGUAUUUGUGAAGAUCUUUUUGUUAAGAUUGACAAGUUUGUAUUUUCUGUAGAUUUCAUAGUACAUGACAUGGAAGAGGAUAAUAAAGUCCCUAUUAUUCUUGGAAGACCAUUUCUUAGCACCGAUCGGGCUUUAGUGGACAUUAGGGAAUCAAAGCUGACACUUCGGGUUGGAGAAGAUGUAAUAUCAUUUGGUGUUGAUCGAGCAAUGAAGAAAUCGAAGAUUAGUUAUGGCAUGAUCUUUUUGGUGGAUACGUUCGAUUCAUUUAUGGAGAAAAAAAUACAAGAAUGGAAGGAGAAUGACUUAGAGGGAUACAUGUCUCUGAAGGAGGAUGAUUUUGAUGUUGAACAUGACCUUGAAGAACUGGAGAAGCUACAGGAAGAAAGCGAUUAUGAAGACAUGGAAAGAAAUUCAGAAGAGACUCCACAGCAUGGCCAAUCAUCGGCCAUAGUGUGGGAGUUAGGAAAAUCGCGACAUGGCGGGGAAAAACAAGGCCCCACAGCAUGGCAAUUAGAUGCCCACAUCGUGGGCACUAAGCAAAGCCAAAAAUCAAGUUUCAAGCCUUUACCCGAUCAUUUGGAAUACGCUUUCCUAGAAGAUAAUGAACAUAAUUCGGUGAUCAUAGCAUCAGAUUUGAAGCCUUAA
Lactuca sativa (garden lettuce) is the source of this 783-nucleotide messenger RNA. RefSeq lists its product as uncharacterized. The record is from RefSeq and is a predicted model, not a curated record. Lineage: Eukaryota; Viridiplantae; Streptophyta; Magnoliopsida; Asterales; Asteraceae.